Messenger RNA from Acanthosepion pharaonis, 966 nucleotides. The record is from the annotation of a GenBank genome assembly. Lineage: Eukaryota; Metazoa; Mollusca; Cephalopoda; Sepiida; Sepiidae.
AUGUUUCUCUCUAACUUUCUCCUUUUUCUUCCUAUCUCUUUUUGGUCUUCUCUCUUCCCCUCCCUUUAUUUGCUUUUGCCUUCCUUUCACUUCCCUUGUUUUCGCCUUCCCGUCUUUUCCAUGUUUCUCUCUAACUUUCUCCUUUUUCUUCCUAUCUCUUUUUGGUCUUCUCUCUUCCCCUCCCUUUAUUUGCUUUUGCCUUCCUUUCACUUCCCUUUGUUUUCGCUUCCGUCUUUUCCAGGUUUCUCUCUAACUUUCUCCUUUUUCUUCCUAUCUCUUUUUUGGUCUUCUCUCUUCCCCUCCUUUAUUUGCUUUUUUUGCCUUCCUUUCACUUCCCUUGUUUUCGCCUUCCCGUCUUUUCCAGGUUUCUCUCUAACUUUCUCCUUUUUCUUCCUAUCUCUUUUUGGUCUUCUCUCUUCCCCUCCCUUUAUUUGCUUUUGCCUUCCUUUCACUUCCCUUGUUUUCGCCUUCCCGUCUUUUCCAGGUUUCUCUCUAACUUUCUCCUUUUUCUUCCUAUCUCUUUUUGGUCUUCUCUCUUCCCCUCCCUUUAUUUGCUUUUGCCUUCCUUUCACUUCCCUUGUUUUCGCCUUCCCGUCUUUUCCAGGUUUCUCUCUAACUUUCUCCUUUUUCUUCCUAUCUCUUUUUGUCUUCUCUCUUCCCCUCCCUUUAUUUGCUUUUGCCUUCCUUUCACUUCCCUUGUUUUCCCUUCCGUCUUUUCCAGGUUUCUCUCUAACUUUCUCCUUUUUUUCCUAUCUCUUUUUUCUUCUCUCUUCCCCUCCCUUUAUUUGCUUUUGCCUUCCUUUCACUUCCUUUUGUUUCCUUCCCGUCUUUUCCAGGUUUCUCUCUAACUUUCUCCUUUUUUUUCCUAUCUCUUUUUUUCUUCUCUCUUCCCCUCCCUUUAUUUGCUUUUGCCUUCCUUUCACUUCCCUUGUUUUCCCUUCCUGUCUUUUCCAUGUUUCUAUCUAA